ACUAUAUUAUUAUUAUAUCUGAGAUAAUGCCAAAAUCCAGAUAUUGAACAUUUUGCUCCAAUACAAGAAACUAACAAAAAAUUAAAUAUGGCUUCCGGUUCUAGAACACAACGACUCCUUGAAUUGAUGGAAUUAGCAAAAGAGAAGCAAAUUCCUAAGCCAGACCUGUGGGCAGAACGUCAAGAAGAUAAAGAAGCAGAAAAACAAAGAGAAUAUCAAGCAAAAGAACAUUGUAACAUGACUUUAACAACAGACAUAAUAGGUGAAGCCAUAGCUUUAGCAGAAAAACUCAAUAUUCCUUCACAUGAACGAGAAAGAUGGUUUGAUAAUAAAUUAGCUGAGAUAGACAGAGAAGAUGACAAAAGACGGCAAGAAGAAUUAAAACGAGAAUUAUUAAAAUUGAAAAAUACUGAAUUCAAAGCUGAACAAAAGAAUGAUGCAACAUUAACAUUAUUAUACCAGGAAGCUUCAUUGGGAUGCAGUGUGGCAUAUUUUGAAGAUGGAUUUCUCAAGAAGACUUCUUUUCACAAGUGCAAUGUAAUUGAACAAAUAUAUGUACCACUAAAGUACAGAAAACAAAUACUUGAAGCAAAGCAUGAGUUUCAUUACACCAUACAUAAGAGUGUAACAAGUACUAAGAAGAGAAUUGCCAAAGAAUAUUAUUGGCCUAGCUUGAACAAAGAUGUCAAGAAAUACAUUAAUAAUUGUUCACAUUGUCAACAUGAUUAUUGUGAGAAGAAACAAACUCAAAAGAAAAGCAACAUAACUAAAACAAAGAAGGAACCAGACUACAAAGUCAGAAUUGACAACAAUGAAUCUAUGAAUUAUGACUCAAGCAAAUCUACAGGGACAUCACUGCCUACUACAUGUCCAUACCUACCUGUUACUACAUGUCCAUCCCUACCUGCUACUAGUUCUACAUGUCCAUCCCUACCUGACAAUACAAGCCCACCUCUACCAAGUACUUUUCCAUCCCUAACCACUGAUGAUGACUUCAUACAUCAAGACUUGAAUAAGACAGCAUCUGCAUCAAAUACUAUGGUAUGCAUUGAACAUUUCUGCUACAAUCAAGGCAAGUCUCAUGAACCAGAACCAGAAGCAGAUACUUAUAUUCAAUCAACUUUGGCUAUACCAGACAAAAGAAAAACUUUUCAACUUGACUCUACCACUCAUACAAGUAUUCCUCAUCUGAAAGAAUGUGAGUCAACUAAAGAAGCCAUUACAACCAAGAACAUUGAAAGUCAAAGAAUAUUACAUGAACACAUGAAAUCAAGAUAUUUUGCUCAAGGAGAUCAAGUCAAUUUACUGUUACCAGAUUGGAGUAACAAGCUGUUCUACAAAUGGCAAGGUCCUUUUCACAUCACCAGAAAGAUUUCCAACCUGCUUUAUGAAAUCAAUGUCAACAAGGUUACCAGAGUAUUUCAUGUUCAUAUGUUUGAACAUUACCAUGAAACAGAUAAUGAAGACAUCAAAGCGGAAGUUGAAUUUUUUCCAAGUUUAGCACCUAUCCCUGAACAAGAAGAAGAAACGUCAUCAACACCCAUUCCUGAGAUAGAUGUUUCAUUACCAGCAUCAAAUCAAAUUGACAUUCCAAAGGUCAUCACUCUGGAUGACAUAGCACUACAGAAAGUGAAGGACACUAAAGUGUUUCCAGACCAUGCAGAUUUCUUUACCGGUGUUUCUGAAACAUUUCCAGUACUGCAAUUUGAAAGCUACUCAGAGAGCAACAACAUUGACAACACCAAGUUUCAUCCUCCUUCUACUCAAGGGGCAACUUUUCUUCAGAAAGGAACAAAUGAACUUCUUCAACAUUGCUGUAUUGACCGAUUGAACUCAGACUUGUUCAGUCAUUGCUCUAUUGAACAUUCUAAUGCAAAGCAUUCUGCUACCAUUGUUCUACAGCGUCAAAGUUCAUCAACCAGAAAAUUGAGUUUUGGUUUCGGACAGUUCUUAUUUUCACCAAACUCAAACGCGAUUCAAUCAGAAAUUAUCUGUGAGAUCAAUAUGACAUGGAGACAACAGCUUCAUAAACUGAAAGACCUUUUCUUCAAGUUUAGAAAACAGACAUACACAUCCAUGACGGCAAUUCAGAAGGGUUCCGAACUUAACAUUUCUAUUUUACAUAUAUACUAUAGCAUAUUUAGUGUCACUUGAUCCAUUAUCAUUCAUACUCGUCAAGGAAGAACAUUAUCCAGUUAUAUUUAAUUAAUAAAUUAAUUUGUCUACUCAUUUUUCACAGGAGU
This is a messenger RNA of Biomphalaria glabrata, 2243 nucleotides long. RefSeq lists its product as uncharacterized. The record is from RefSeq and is a predicted model, not a curated record. Lineage: Eukaryota; Metazoa; Mollusca; Gastropoda; Planorbidae. Bases 88 to 2154 code for a protein of 688 amino acids. The transcript is spliced from 2 exons.